This is a messenger RNA of Zygotorulaspora mrakii, 1023 nucleotides long. RefSeq names its product ketopantoate reductase family protein. Gene Ontology annotation, molecular function: oxidoreductase activity. The transcript has a single exon. The record is from RefSeq and is a predicted model, not a curated record. Gene Ontology annotation, cellular component: cytoplasm. NCBI's taxonomy places the organism in Eukaryota, Fungi, Ascomycota, Saccharomycetes, Saccharomycetales, Saccharomycetaceae. The coding region runs from base 1 to 1023 and encodes 340 amino acids.
AUGUCUUCUAAAUUGAACGUUUUAUUGAUAGGAGCUGGUGGUGUGGGUACCAUUGUUGCCUACGGUAUUGACUUUGUUGGAAAAUCGAACCUGUCUAUAGUCGUCCGGAGAGACUAUGAAAGAGUAAAGGACAAAGGUUACUCAAUUGAUUCAGUCGACUAUGGCUCCCUCAGUGGAUGGAAGCCUCAGAAAAUUUACUCCGAUAUAGACGCGGCAGCGGACUCACGAACUCCGUACAACUUUGUUGUCGUAUGCACCAAAAAUCUUGCUGAUAUAGUCAAAAUGGAGGAUCUAGUUGAGCCAGUAAUUACUCCGGAGAUAACGUCCAUAGUAUUAAUGCAAAACGGAUUUGAUCUUGGAAGACCAUUUUUCACAAAAUAUCCUAAAAACGUGGUGAUUUCAGGGGUCUCUCAUAUUGGAUCCCACAACCAUAAUGGGUCGAUAGUGCAAACCCAAAAUGAUAAGUCUUUGAUUAGUUACUUUGAUAAUCCCAAUCUGGAGAAAAGUUUACAGGAAGCAGAAACUAAAAAAUUUAUUUCGAUAUAUUCGAAUGAAAAAAAUAAUUGUACGUAUUUUCCAGAUGCCAAAUGGUAUAGAUACCGCAAAUUGGUUUACAAUGCCACAUUGAAUACGGUUUGUGCUCUUACAGGUGUUGAUACCGGACGAUUAGAAUUAUCUGGUGGUCUGGAGUCUUUGUCCAUCCCAGCGAUGCACGAGGUUAUCGCUAUAGCUAAAGCAGACGAUGUGGAGUUGCCUGGCGAUGUUAUCAACGCUGUUGUGCAUUCCGAUGAUGGUGACUGGUUUGAACCUUCUAUGAGGGUAGAUGUAAAGAAAGGAAAUCUCCUUGAACUUGAGGUUAUUUUAGGAAAUCUGUUACGAGUGGCCGAUGAGUUACAAGUUGACGCACCAAUUUUGACGGUAUUGUAUAAUCUAUUGAAGGUUGUUCAGUUUAGAUUGAAAGAAUCUCAGGGUAUGUUCAAGUUACCAGAGAAGCGUCAUGUCAAAGAUAAAAUCUACAAAUGA